Rattus norvegicus (Norway rat) is the source of this 1398-nucleotide messenger RNA. RefSeq names its product TD and POZ domain-containing protein 1-like. The record is from RefSeq and is a predicted model, not a curated record. NCBI's taxonomy places the organism in Eukaryota, Metazoa, Chordata, Mammalia, Rodentia, Muridae.
AUGUCAAGGGACCUGAAAUUCAAGAGCUGUGGCUACACACAUAGCAGUGUUCAGAAGUUCUGCUACGAGUGGACCAUUAGCAACUUUUCAUUUUGCAUGGAUGGAAUUUUGGAAAAUAUUACAAGCCCAGUGUUCUCAUUAGAGGCCAAUGAAGAAGAAAUGCAAUGGUGUUUGAGGAUACAUCCAAAUGGUAUUGAUGAAGAAAGCAAGGAUUACCUGUCAGUUUACCUGUGGUUGCUCAGUUGUCCAGAGAGUCCAGUUUGGGCAACGUUCCAGUUCUGGAUUAUAAAUGCCCAAGGAGAGAAAUAUCAAAUUAUAAAGGUCCCAAAUGUUUUAAAGUUUCUACCAAACCAAAAAUGGGGGCACAAAAAGUUCAUCCUUCGAGAUUUCCUCCUCUUUUAUAGGCACUGGCUUCUCCCUGAAGACCAGCUCACCCUGUGCUGCAAGGUGUGCAUAGUAGGACCCGUCUUUAGCAGGCCUGGACAGAACAUGACACCUGCAAUCAGGGAUCCAAGACAGAUGUUGGCAGAUGACCUAGGGGAGCUGUGGGAGAAUCCCCUCUUUACAGACUGCACCCUGGUGGUUGCUGGCCAGGAAUUCAGAGAUCACAAGGCCAUCCUAGCAGCUCACUCUCCAGGUUUUAGAGCAAUGUUUGAACAUGAAAUGCUGGAGAGCCUAACAAAUCGCAUUGAGAUCCAUGACAUUCACCUGCAAGUCUUUAAGGAAAUGAUGGCCUUCAUUUACACAGGGAAGGCACCACACCUCCACAUCCAUUCAAUGGCCACUGGUUUGUUGGCAGUUGCUGACAUGUAUGACCUGCAGGACUUGAAGGUCAUGUGUGAGGAUGCCCUGUGCAGGAACCUCUCUGUGAAAAAUGCUGUACCCACUCUCAUCCUGGCUGACCUCCACAACGCAGACCACCUGAAGACUAAGGCCAUGGAUUUCAUUAUACUUCAUGCUUCUGAAUUCUCUGAGACCCUGGGGUGGAAGUCAAUGGUGGAGUCAUAUCCCCACUUGGUGGAGGAAGCAUUUCACUCCCUGUCUUCCAUACAGUGUCCUUUUUUUGUAGCCCUCACUUAAACACCGUAAGAUAUUUUAGGUGCUUGAUUGCUAUGACCUACAUCUGUCUUCCAAAAGUAGCAAUCAGUGUUUUUUGCAAAUGACUUCUGUUUAGACUACUCUAUUGCUGGAACAUUUACAGUGAAUCUGGGGAAAGGCAGCCUGGUGGCCCAAGAUUUAAAACAGCUGUAAUGUAAUGUCAAAAUGGUGUGUGGGGAAAGAGCAGCUCUAGGGUCUUGGACACUCUACCUGGCAACUCCCCUGUUGAUGGUGUUUGAUUCUUGUCUGAUGUCUUGUAAACUGGGAUUCAACUGUCCUGACCACCCAACAUACUUUCUU